Entrophospora candida is the source of this 2472-nucleotide messenger RNA. NCBI's taxonomy places the organism in Eukaryota, Fungi, Glomeromycota, Glomeromycetes, Entrophosporales, Entrophosporaceae. The record is from the annotation of a GenBank genome assembly.
AUGAACAAUCCUUUACACAAUAAUAAUAUUAACAACAAAGACCAAAAUUCAACGACAAUGGCUACUACAACAAUUGCCACUACGACAAUAACUAAAACCAAAACCUCCCCUUCUAAAAUUGAAAAAAAUCUUGAUUUAUCUUUAAAAAAAUCGGCAUUAAAAUUCAACAUUAAUAGUAAGAAUAGAGAAAACGACAAUGGCAAAACUAGCGAAAGCAAUACAUUUGCUGAUACUCUGGAAUCAAUAAAGUUUAAUCGUAAACGUACAAUAUCAGCGCCAAAUUUUAGUGAUGUUCCUAUCGAAAAAGAAGGAGAUGUAAAAAAUGACAAUCAGAAAAUUCCCAUUAAUUCCACAAAAAAUCCUGCUUCUAAAUCUAUGUACGAUCUUUCGAAUACAAAAAAAAUAGACUCUUUACCAUUAAAUAGAUCAAUUAAUGAAACACCUCAACAAUACCUCGAUAAGUUACGUGAUACAUUGUCAAAAUCUGAAUUGAUUACUCUUCUUGCAAAAAGUAAGGAUGUGUUUCAUGAAUCGGUGCUUCAUACAUAUUUGGAAAUAUUUGAUUUUGAAAGUGACCCAAUUGAUAUUGCAUUAAGAAAAUUUCUUAUGGAAUGUCACCUUCCAAAAGAAUCACAGCAGAUUGAUCGUGUUAUCGAAGCGUUUGCAAAAAGAUAUCAUGAUUGUAAUCCUUCUUUAUUUCCUACAUCGGAUGUUUCUUAUAUGCUCUCAUUUUCACUACUGAUGCUUCAUACUGAUGCAUUUAACAAAAAUGUAAAGCGAAAAAUGACUAAAGAAGAAUUCAUAAAGAAUACAACUAUAGAUGGCGUUCCGUCAGAGAUUCUUGAGAUACUUUAUGAUAAUAUAACAUUUGCCCAAUUUAUUUAUGCUGAUGAUGACAUUGAUGUUAAUGGACAAAAAAUGCUUUCGCCGCCUGCCGAUUUAAGAUGUUCAAGACUUUUUAAAUCUUUAAAAGAUAGGAAAAUUAUAAAAAAUGAUCCAUAUUAUGUGAUUGAGCAUAAAACAGUAACGGAAUUUAAACCAGAUAUUGUUGAUCUAGUUCCACUUGAAAAUCCCUAUUCUUACAAAGGAACAUUGUCACAAUUAAAUACAACUAAUAUUCAUCAAGCAUUUACAUCAGCACGCACAAUAAAAAUAACAGGUCCAUUAGACGAAAAUGAUAGAACGUUUAUAUUAAAAAUCACAAAAACCGGAAGGUUAGGCCGUAAAAUAGAUUUGCUUGAAGGUGGUAAAAGAGCUAAUUUCACAAGAAAUUGGAAAGAAUUUGGUGUCAUAUUGAGCGGAAGUCAGUUAAUGUUUUUCAGAAUUGAUAAUUGGAUUAAUUCAAAGAUUAGCGAAUUAAAUGACCUAUCAUCGAAGAAUGCAACUCUCCCAGUCCUUAAACCUAAUUUGAUCCUUAUGACAGGGGAUUCUAUUGCAGUAUAUGAUAAAAGUUAUACAAAAUAUCCAAAUGUUUUUCGUUUAGUUUUGUCAAAAGGUGAUCAAUAUCUUUUUCAGGCAGAAAAUAAAAAUGAAAUGAAUGAUUGGAUAGUGAAAAUUAAUUAUGCAGCAACAUUUAAAACUGUAAAUCAUGAACAAAAAAGCCAACCUCAGACUUUUUUCAAUUAUCAAAAUGAUGACGAAAUAAACACUAAUGACGCAAAAAGUAGAGCCGAUGUUUUAAGAACAAAGAUUCAAGAACUUCAAGUCAAAAUUGCUGCUCUUACAUCACAACUACAGACCGAUGUACGUUUUCGUAACAAUUUAGUUCUUAUGAUUCCAUAUAAAGCCAGCACAAGAGACCGUAUUAUUCAAGUUGCCAUGACGGUUGGCAAACGUAUCAAACGUGUUUGUCUAGAGUUGUCUAGAUUUGUUUGUUAUCAAAAAAAAUCUUUUUCCAAACAUUUGGUUCUCGAAUCAAAUAAUAGUCGACCUUUUACUAUGGCCGUUACCAAUUCUACUCCCGAUUCUACUCCUGAUCUCUCUUCCGUAAAUAAUAGUUAUUAUUAUAGUAGUAAUAAUAGUUCUUCCACCGUUAUCAAUACUUUCAAAACUGAUACUACUAGAGAUACUAAAUAUUUACUAAGUGGUAAUACCAUUUUUCACCAAUUACAACCAUCAGAAACUGAACUUGAAGUGAUUGAAUCAAUUGAAAUAUUCGAGGGGGAUGAUAAAAAUGAAGAUUACGGAGAUAAUCAUUUUAAAAAUGACGAUGGAAAGGAUGACAAUGAUACUAAAGGUUUUGUAAAUAGAAAUAUUAAAAAUGAUGCCGAUUAUGAUCAUGCAAAAGAAGUUGUUGAAAUUAAGAUGUCAUCAUCAGCAUCAACACAACCGCAGUGGUUGCAAACACUGCCUCCAUCACUACCACCACUGCUAUUUCUAACAACACCAUCACUACAAGUAUCAUUUCAAUAUGACGAUGAUGGUGGGUUAGAUGAAUUUGUGGAUGCUCAAGAGAAUAUUAAUGAACUAUAA